This is a messenger RNA of Cricetulus griseus (Chinese hamster), 597 nucleotides long. NCBI's taxonomy places the organism in Eukaryota, Metazoa, Chordata, Mammalia, Rodentia, Cricetidae. The record is from RefSeq and is a predicted model, not a curated record.
AUGGCCCCCACACCUGCUUUCCAGUUGGUAGAGCUGCUUGGGAAGGAUGAGGAGCAUGAUGAAGUUCAGGUUGCCCAAGGACACUACCAAGGCCAGCAGAUUGGCAAAGUGGUCCAGGAGGCGUACACGAAGAAAUACGUCAUCUACAUCGAACAAGUACACCAAGAAAAGGCAUUUAAUGGCACACUUAUCCAUGUGGGCAUCCACUCCAGCAAGGUGGUUAUCACCAAGCAAAAAGACCGUGGAAAGGAGAGCCAGGUCCCAAGUUUCCUUUUGCACAACGCUCUGGCCCGAAAGCCAAAGCGGAUCCGAACCGCCUUCUCGCCGUCCCAGCUUUUAAGGCUGGAGCACGCCUUUGAGAAGAAUCAUUACGUGGUUGGAGCGGAAAGGAAGCAGCUGGCGCACAGCCUCAGCCUUCAGGAAACUGAGGUAAAAGUAUGGUUUCAGAACCGGAGGACGAAAUUCAAAAGGCAGAAGCUAGAGGAAGAAGGCUCAGAUUCUCAACAGAAGAAAAAAGGGACACACCACAUUAAUCGGUGGAGAAUCGCCACCAAGCAGGCGAGUCCGGAGGAAAUAGACGUGACCUCGGACGAUUAA